AACCAAUUGAAAUUAGCUGUGAAUGGGAAACUGCACAAAACCGACUAGAGUAUACGACCAACAGACGGUUAAACCAAAGCCCCAAAAUGCAGAUUCACCCUGUAACCAAUUUUGCUUGUCACUACUCACCCACUAGAUGACACUUCCAAUGAAAAUGGUGGAAACUCCCCAGAAGGCCACAAAUGCUUUCUCCUCGUUCACUUCAACCUUUCCAAGCCAUAUUCUGGCGCCAAUAUAAAAAACCCAACCAACAACCCAAUUAGUACCCAAAACGAAAAAUAAAACAGAACCAACUUUAUGGAAGGGGAAAAGAAGCACUUUGUGCUGGUUCAUGGAGCAGCACAUGGAGCAUGGUGCUGGUACAAGCUGAUCCCGCUCCUGAAAUCCAGUGGUCACAGAGUUACUGCUCUCGAUCUCGGAGCAUCCGGUGCUGACCCGAAUCGGCUGGACGAGAUCGUCACGAUUUCGGAUUAUGCUCGGCCGUUGAUGGAGUUCAUGGCCUCCCUGCCUGAAGAUGAUGAUGAUGGCAAGGUGAUUCUGGUGGGUCACAGCUUUGGUGGCUACGUUAUAUCUAUGGCCAUGGAGAGGUUCCCUGAGAAAGUGCUGGUGGCUGUUUUUGUGACUGCUGAAAUGCCUAAUCUCGUCGAGCCUCCUGCCACUCUCAUGAUAGAGGAUCUGGAGCUGGCCAAGCUGAUGAUUAGGCCAUUCAAGUUCUUCCUGGGAGACAUGUCCAAGGAAUCCCUGCUGAGUGAGGCUCAAUAUGGUUCUGUGAAGAGGGUAUACAUUGUGUGCAAAGAUGAUGUCCUGACGAAGCAGGAAUUCCAGGAAAGGAUCAUUAAGAGCUACCCACCAGAUGAGGUGAAGUACAUUGAAGGAGCUGACCACAUGGCUAUGCUGUCAAAGCCAAAGGUGCUCUAUCAGUGCCUGCUGGAAGUUGCUGAUGAGGAUUGGCAGAGUUGUGAUGCUCAGCUUCAGAAAGAAGGUGGUUCAGCCGAGUGA
Molecule: messenger RNA, 999 nt
Organism: Linum tenue
Lineage: Eukaryota; Viridiplantae; Streptophyta; Magnoliopsida; Malpighiales; Linaceae
Source: the annotation of a GenBank genome assembly